This is a messenger RNA of Octopus sinensis (East Asian common octopus), 1539 nucleotides long. Its product is annotated as peroxidase-like protein. NCBI's taxonomy places the organism in Eukaryota, Metazoa, Mollusca, Cephalopoda, Octopoda, Octopodidae. The record is from RefSeq and is a predicted model, not a curated record. Gene Ontology annotation, molecular function: heme binding; peroxidase activity. Gene Ontology annotation, biological process: response to oxidative stress. The coding region runs from base 1 to 1539 and encodes 512 amino acids. The transcript has 10 exons.
AUGGUCCCAGUUGUUAAAGUAUCAUUCCCUUCAGCUGACCUGUCAGAUAUCAAUGUUGCGAGCGCUAAAUCAACAAGAUACUUCCAGAGAGUCGCCAUCACUCUCGAGUCCUUCGCAGUAAAUCUCAAUGUGCGUGUGAAUAUUUCACCCGACUGCCCUUUUGCCCCUGCGCCAACAUGUCACUCAACAGUUACCUACUAUCAAGAAAAUGGACAAUGUAAUAAUAUAGACAAUGGGUUCGCAGGCAGCGCAAACUCGAGCUACGAACGGUUUCUGAUGGCCAUGAAGCCCGGUGGAGACGGGGCCAUUCCAUACAAGAAUUAUUUCGGAAACAUACUACCUUCUCCUAGGGAAGUAAGCAAAACCAUUUUCCCUUGUGACAGUGACAAUGUAUCGCAGAGAACAAACCUUUUUACAAUUUUCGGAACACUCCUUAAGUUUGAUAUGUUUCAAACUAGCCGAGAAAGUACAGAUGCUCAAUGCUGCGAAAGCUGUCUAGGUAUUGUUGUCAAUGCGACAACUGAUCCACGUAUUACCAAUGGCUGCAAUAACUGUAUGUCAUACAAAAAGCCAAUUCUACAAUAUGAUGUCAACUGCACGGGCGGUAAGAUUCAAGGCAAUAACGACGUCACUCACGUAAUUGAUGCCUCUUUUAUGUAUUCUACACCUGAUUAUAGCGGCACUUUAAGUAACGGCAAGUUUGACUUGACUGGAGGAUUUCUUUCAAAAACAGACGACAAAUUUUCAGGAGUUUCAGAUCCAAUCAACAAAAACCCCUUGGUGAUGGCAAUAUAUCAUAUUUUCCUCCGUGAACACAAUAGGAUAGUCGAUAAAAUGACUGUAUUUGGUCAUGAUGAUCCCCUGGGAGCAGCAAAGAAGUUGAUGAUUGGAAUAUUACAGCAUAUUACUUACAACGAAUAUUUACCACUGCUGAUUGGUGAAAACUUAUCAGCUGGUGCUUACGAUGACAAGCUCUUACCUAUCAUUUAUAAUUCAUUUUCGGUUGCCUAUGAAUUAGCAUUGGCUUCAAUGUCGAGAGAAAAUGUACAAACUUCUGACGGUAAGAAAAAAUUGAACGAAAUGCUGAACGACGCAACACUUGUGGACACAGAACCCGAGUUGAAAGGUAUCAUCUCAGGAAUGCUGAUGGAAGCCAGUUUAUAUAUCAACAGCGCAGUACCCUGUAGUUUUCGGGACAAUUGCAAACAUUCCGAUAUAGUGUCAGUCCUAACCCAAGACUCGCGUUUUUUGUCAAUAACACCCUACAUAGUUUGGAUAGCAUUGUUGAAUGGAACUACAGUCGGCGAUUUUCCAGAUCUGCUCUUCCACGACAACUCGGAAAUCACCAAGCUUAGCAAUUUGUACAAAUACGUCUAUGACAUUGACUUCCUAAGCGGCGCUUUCACAGAGACCGUUGCAAAUGAUAAACCAGCUGGACCAACACUAUUGUUACUUUUGAGAAGUCAAUUCGCUUUAUUACGAAACUCUGACAGGUUUUUCUUUGAAAAUCCCACUGUAUUCAAAGAAAGUAAGUUAUAA